GUGCGAGGGAGGGCCGUCCGCCGCGGCAUCGCGCGGCCCCGCCGCACGCCUGGCGGGGCAGGCGCCCGCGGCGGCCGCGGGACUGGAGGCCUAUGGCCGAAGCCGCGAGAGCCGAUGGCGGCGCGGUGGACGCGGAGGGCCUCAUCAGCGAGGAGGAGGGGCUCGACGGGGGCGAGCGCGUGCCGUCUCCCGACGGCGCUGCCGCUGCGGCAGCCGAGCCCGAGCGGAUUGUGCCCGAGGAGGUGUGCCGGAGCACGGGGUGGAACGCGCAGGGCCAGGAGCAGUGCACCUUCUACUGGAUGGCGGUGCGGGUCGCGGAGCGGCUCCUGUUAAGCGACGACGCCUACUGGGACUGGUGGGCCUCGAACGCUGGAGCGCCAGGCGCGAUCAAGGCGUCGUUCCUGCUGCGCGUCUGCCGGGGCGUGCCUUGCGACGUCCAGCCCCCCCGUGCGUGCGAGGAGCUGGUCCACGUGACGGACGCUGUGCGCCUGGGCCGAGAGAAGGUCGAGGCUGCCUUCGACGAGUGCCACGCGAGCAAUCCAGAGGCGGUGUGGCCCGCGCAGCUCCUUUGGCCGCGCGGGAGCGGCGGCGGACGCCCCCCUGCUCUCCGCCGCGGCGAGCGCCCGGCGCUUGCGAGAGGGCCGCCUGCCGGACCCUUCGACGAGCUGUUGGAGGGCCACGCUCUCGCCGAGCUCGAGGCGGCGCCGUCGGGCCAGCCCGCGCUCCGCGAGGCCCUGCAGAGCAAGCUGCAGGCCGCGAGGGUGCGCUUCGCCGACGCAGCGGGCCCCGCGAGGGCAGGCGCGGCUGCUGCUGCGGGCCCAGGCGCCCCCGCCGCGGCUGCCGAGCCACCGAAGUGCGGUCUCGCGUACAUCUUGGCCGAGAGGGCUGGGAAGGCCGCGAAGGUGGCUGCGGCUGCUGGAGGCGAUGGGGCCGCGGCCGCCUCGCGCGGCGCCGAGGGCGGGGCGAGCGGCGGCGUGCAGCAGCUCGCCUCGGCGCUGAUGAUGGCCCUGAAGUCGAUGGCGGCGCAGGCGGCAGGCGGCGCCGAGUCCUCCGCUGGCGCAGAUCUGCUCUCGGGGGCGGACGGCGCCGACCUGCCGCGAGGGCUGGCAGCGAAGCGGGCGCACUGCAGGAAGCUCGCGACGGAGUGUCCGGGCAGGCUGUCGGGGCUCACCCUCGGCGAGAUGGCGUCGUUCCUGGGCGGCCUCGACGGGGAGACGUCGGUGGACCCGUCGUCGGCGAUCGCGCUGCGAUACCUCCUCACAGUCUACCUGCCGCAGAAUCCGGCGGCGCAGAUCGGCUCCGAGGCCUACCGCGAGAUGCGGACGCUGUCGGAGGCGAUCGACUGCCUGCUCCAGGGCAAGACGGCGCAGACCCUGGGCCUGCUGACCCAGCGACUGAAGACGCUCCAGACCGCUGUUGGCGACGGCCACUGGCACGCGGCGAAGUGGCUCGAGCUGAUCCCUGCCCGCGACCAGCCGACGACGCCCAGGAAAAAAGCGCGGGAGCAGCUCGGCCGCCUGUCCCCGCGGCCCGCGGCGGCGUCGGGCGCGGCCAAGGCUGGGCGGCCGCCGGGGCAGCGCGCGGCGCAGCUCGACGAUCGCUCCGCGGAGGACAAGAUCGGCUGGAGGGCUGCGAAGACGAGGUGGCCGAAGAAGGAAGGCGAGACGGCGAAGGCCUAUACAGCGCGCGCUUGCUGGAGGCCACGAGGGCCCACCGCAAGUGAUUGGGACGCCGGCGGCGCCCCCGGCGGCCCCAGCAGCGUGCCGGAGCGAUUCUGGGCCGCCGCGCUCUGGGCCCAGAAUCCUGGCCGCGGCGCCCGCGGCGGCCCCGGCGGCCCCAGCAGCGUGCCGGAGCGAUUCUGGGCCGCCGCGCUCUGGGCCCAGAAUCCUGGCCGGGGCGCGCGCGGCGCCCCCGGCGGCCCCAGCGGCGUGCCGGAGCGAUUCUGGGCCGCCGCGCUCUGGGCCCAGAAUCCUGGCCGCGGCGCCCGUGGCGGCCGCGGCGGCCCCAGCGGCGUGCCGGAGCGAUUCUGGGCCGCCGCGCUCUGGGCCCAGAAUCCUGGCCGGGGCGGGGGCGCGCCGGUGGCGGCUGCUACCCCUGCGGCUGGCGCUGGCGAGGCGGCCAGCUGGCGGGCCUCGAUCGGCGUCCGCUUCGGCGCGGAGGUCUCGGAGGUCGACUUCGCGAUCCACUUGAUGCAGCUCGUGGAGUACCACCCUGGCAGCCUGGGAUCCUUCUGCAGACAGUUCUCAGCGCACGUGACCACACUUUGCGGGAGCGGCAGACGCGUUCGCGACCUUCUGCCGCUGCCCCUGCCUGAUGUUACGGCUGCCAGGCGCUGGUCGGACAGCAAAAUGAAGGGAUGUGCCCCGCGGAGUCGGCCUGUCGCGCGUCAGGCCAUGGAGGAGGCCUGGCUCUUUGUGGUGGUGGUCGGCCUCAACUACCUGUACUGCGGCCGCUGCAAGGAGGCUUGGAGGCACCACCCGCGUUUGUCGCAGGCGCAGGAACGGUCCCUGGCUUUCUUGCGGGAGCGCGUCAUGAGCUUCGUCGGGGACCCGUUCAACCAGAUCGUCGUCCCCUCCGCGAGCGCGGCCCUGGCUGAGUCGACGGUCGACUACGCGGGUGAGCCGGUUGCGAAGGCGUUGCCCUGCGUACUCGCGGAGCUGGCCCCAGGGCUGCCUCAGGCCGAGCACGCUGCGACGCUGGAGGCGCUGGACUUCGUGGGGCCCGACGUUGCAGAAUGGCUCUCGGCGCCGGAGAAGGCCCUCCUGCCCGAGGCAGACUGGCCCGCCCCCCUGCCGCGGGCGAGGGUCAACGUCGACUCCGAGGCGGGGUUGCGCGAGCUCGCGGUUCACCUCGUUGACCUCGGGAUUUUCACGGUGCUGCCCGAGGAGAGGCUCAUCCGGGUGCGGGGCGAGCUGCUUCUCAACGGCCGCUUCGCAGUCGAGAAGAAGGGUGUGCCAGGCCCUGGGGCCGCCCGCGUCACCAGGCUCAUCUUGAACAUGGUGCCAGGCAACGCUCUGCUCAAGCCGCACGUGGGCGAGGCGUCGGCGCUGGCCAGCUCGACGAGCUGGACCUCCCUUCAACUUCCCGAGGGGAAGCUGCUGCUGUGGUCGGGCGACGACCAGAAGGGCGCCUUCUUCGUCUGGAGGGUGCCCGCGGCCUGGCACCCGUGCAUGGCGGUGGGGAGGCCGCUCCCUGGCGCGCUGUUCGGCCGCCCCGAGCGCCAGGUGUACCUCGCGUCCGCCGUCAUCGCGAUGGGCUGGAUGCUGGCCGUGCCCGUCUACCAGCAUAUCCACCGCAGGCUGUGCCGCCUGCCGCCGCCGUCAGGCGCGGGCUUGCCGCCUGACCUGGAGUGGCGGAAGGACGAGGCCCGCCCCGCCGUCGAGGCAGGCAGCGGGCGCGAUGCCGGCUGGUGGCAGGUCUACAUCGAUGAUUUCGAUGCGCCCGAGAUUGUGGAGAAAGUGCGCGCUCGCCAGAUGAUAGGCACUGAGGCCGACCUGCAGCAGCAUGCAAGAGAAAGCUACCGGCGGGCUGGCGUUGCGUACUCGGCCGAGAAGGCGCACCUGCGCCAGCUGCGGGUCGAGCGCAUGGGCGCGGACAUCGACAGAGAGAGCGGGGGGCUUGCGGCGCCGCGGCAAAAGGUCUUGGCCAUUGCGGCCCUCUGCUUCGCGACGCUGGCGCUGGAGACUGUGCCGCGGCGGGUGUGCAUGACGGCCCUCGGGAAGCUCGUGCGGGCGUUCGAAUUCAGGCGCCCGCUCUUCGGCCUGCUGAACUCCAUCUGGGCGCUCUCAGGCGCGCGCGCAGCUGUGCGCUACAACGCCGAGAUGGUGGAGGAACUGGUCCUCAGCCUCAUGCUGCUGCCUGCGGCUGCCACCUCCCUGCGCAGCCACCUCGACGGCAUGGCCACCGUGUCGGACGCCUCGGAGUUCGGUGGCGGCGUCUGCGCGCCCACGGGCUUGAGGCUCGAGGCUCACACGGCACUCGGGGCAGCUGGUGAAGUUGCAGAUCACCUCGGAGUUGGGGCGCGGCUCCUGAACAUGCCGACGGACCCGCGGCGCCCGUGGACGACGUCGAACCCUCGCAUCCCGGCAUCAGUCGUCGUCAGACUGCUCAACGUGCUUGUGGUGGGCCUGUUCGACGGCAUCGGGGGCCUCGCUGUGGCCUUCUCGCGGCUGCCCGUGCGGAUUGUCGCCUACGUCACGGCCGAGACGGACGCGAAGGCCAGGCGGGUGGUCAGGCUGCGUUGGCUAGGAGCGAUCGUUUGGGGCGACGUCGCGCGCGUUGACGAGCGCUGCGUCGAGGACCUGGUCGCCGCCUUCGGCCAUGUCGUCGACGUCUGCGUCGCGGGCGCUGGCAGUCCAUGCCAGGACCUGUCUCGCCUCAACGCGAGCGGAGGCGGCCUGCGAGGACGCAAAAGCUCGCUGUUCUUCGAAGUCCCGAGGAUCUUCAGCCUCCUGCGGAGGGCCUUCGGCAGGAAGCUUUACUCUCUGCUCGAGAACGUGGCCAGCAUGUCGGAGGCCAACGUCCGUGCGAUCACCGAGCGCACGCAGGCUGUGCCCUACUUGAUCUGCUCGUCGGCCCUCGUUCCGUGCCGAAGGCCGCGGCUCUGCUGGCUCAGCUGGCAGCUGCAGCUCGCGGAGCCGUACAGCAUCGUCGACAGGGGCUUCUGCUUGGAGGUCGUUGCAGAGACGGGCGCGGCGAUUGACUUCGACUGGGAGGACGCCGGCUGGCGCUGGGACGGGCGCCCUGCCUCGUUCCCGACGCUCGCGUGCUGCAGCACGUCCUCCUGGCGGAAAGGGGCUCUAGAGCGGCCCUUCACGGUCGAGGAGCUGGCGCACGUGGGCCAGUGCCGCGAGACCUGGGACCAGUGCGGGACCUUCGAGGACAGCGCGGGCAUCCCGGACACCGAAGAGGCGAGGUUCCUGGUCCUGCACUACCUCAGCCGGGCGGAAAAGGGCGGCUCGGACAUCCGCCUCGACUGCGGCCUGCCCUACCGUGCAAGAGGUUGGCCGAGGUCGAGCCUGGGCCCUUUCGCGCGGCGUUGGCGAGUCGUCCUGAGCAUGGCGUGGCCGCGGGAGAGGCGCGCGCACAUCAACGUGCGCGAGCUGCAGGCGACGCUGGCGGCGCUGCGCUGGAGGGCGCGCAAGUCAGUGCGGCACGGCUCGCGCUGGCUGCACCUCGUGGACAGCCAAGUGGUCGCGGCCAUCGUCACCAAGGGCCGCAGCAGCAGCCGCCGCCUGCAGCCGGCUCUUAAGCGCUGGUUGGCCAUGGCGAUAGCGGCGGACAUGUGCCCUCUGAUCGGCUACGUUAGGCGUGCCCCCCAGGAUAUCGGAGCCCUCGGCGACGACGGAGAGGAUGCCGACAGCCUCGUCGCCAACUUCCUCGAGGCAAAGUGGAGCGAGGGAGCUGGCAUCGCGCUCGCCAACAACAUUGUGGCGGGCGUGAUCUUUGCGGUGCCCAGGCUGCGGCGGCGCCUGGACCUCUCCUGGGCGCUGCUGAAGGCGUGGCGCCGCGCCGAGCCUGCAGGCCGGGCGCUGCCGCUCACGCCCGAGAUUGCGGGGGCCGUGGCUGGCCUGGCAGCGGAGGCGGCGGCGUUCGACGUGGGCGCCUUGCUCCUCAUCGGCUUCGAGGGCAUGUUGCGCGGCGGCGAGGCCUUCGCCCUCCGCGGGCAGGAUGUGAUGGAUCGAGGCGAAGUCAUCGUCCUCCGGAUCAGCACGUCCAAGACGACGGCGGGCAAAGAUGGCGCCGAGGCCGUGGUCAUCCGCUCGCGGGUCGCAAAGGAGAUGCUGCGGCUGGUUGCGCGGCAUCGGCGCGCCGACGAGCCUCUGUCGCGGCGGUCGCCCGCGCAGCUGAGGAGCGCGCUGGCGGCCCUGGCGCGCGGGCUGCCGGCCACGCUCGUCGCGGGCCGCUGGGCGUCAUCGAUGACGGCGCGGCUCUACGUGGAGGGCGCCGUCGCCGACCUGGUGAAGGUGCGGCCCCAGGACCAGGAGAAGCCGGCCAACGUGUUGGCAUCUGGGGCAGGUUGUGGAGAGUUGAUUUUGGAAAGCAUCGCCCAGAUAGUGGAGCAGCACGAGGUCGUGUUGAUCGUAUCUGUAUACAGGAACAGACGUUUUUUGGACUACCUUAGAGUGAUGCAUCCCGACGCGGCCGUCUUCCUGGUGCAGCUUCCAGAUCGGUUGGACCCUGAGCUGACUAAGGCCUACCUUAGUACAUUGAUGGUGCGGCAUGACGAGCUCUCCACCUUCGGGGCGGAUGGUGUGCUGAUGGAGCUGGCGGGUGACCCUGGGGGACUGCACCAAAGGUUAAGUUUGGAGCUGCAAGAGAACGCCGCCAUCCAGCUGCGCGUGCAGGCACAUAGAGGCACAUUGAUCCAUGGACUGCCAUCUGCCAUGCAGAUCAAAGGCAUGGAGGACGAGUUCCGCAGUUUGCUCUGGGAUGCCAUCCCAGAUCUGCUGAUGCCCGAUUUCGCGCCUCUGGACGACCGUCUCCUGGAAUGUGGGAAUCGGGUUGGGGAUUUCCAGCUCGUGCGCCAAUACCCAGAUCACCAGCACGUGUCGAUGGCGGUGAACGGGCAGCAUGAAAACGCAGUGAUCAAAGUGUGCGACAAGCGCAGCGUCACCGAUGUCAAGGAGGUGGAGAGCAUAUACCAGGAAUUCUGGUUAUUGACGCACACCCUCGACCACCCACACAUCAUCCGUUGCUUAGGCAUGUUGCACAGUCAGUGUAGUGUGCAUUUGGUUCUCCAGUAUGGUGGAGACAUGUGCAUGGAGCAGGUGUUGUCGACUCAACCUGGGUACCGCUUGUUCAGGGACGACGCCUUGGAUUGCAGUGCCCAGAUCGCCAGUGCUCUGUCCUACUGCCACGCCCAGGACGUCGUCCAUGGGCAAGUGUCUUUGAGACACGUGGCUGUACAGACAACACUGAAUCGGCACAUCUGCCGCCUUGUGGAUUUCAGCAUGGCAGCCCACGUUCCAUUUUCCAGCGCAAGGGGGACUCUGUGCGGAUCUCUGCCGUGCGUGGCUCCAGAGGCGGCGCUGAACGAGCCGUACUUGCCUAAGCCAGCUGAUUGUUGGAGUCUUGGGGUGCUGUUCCUGGAGACCGCUUGCGGGCAGGGUUCGCUCAAACUGUCGGUCCGGUGGCGCCGUGGCGAGUCCCUCGCAUACGCCGCGCGGCAAGUACUCGAGUUUUUCUCCCAUGCUAGUUGCCACACCGAGGCGAUGACGAAGAUGGGUAACUCAGUCGACGGCGUAACACUGGCGUGCUUGGAGGCGGUGUUGAAGCCCGAACCAGCUCGCAGAACGAGCGCUUCCGACAUGGUAGGGAUGUUAUCUAUUGGGCGCGCCGAGCAGGUCAAUUUUGAUUGA
This is a messenger RNA of Prorocentrum cordatum, 7361 nucleotides long. The record is from the annotation of a GenBank genome assembly. NCBI's taxonomy places the organism in Eukaryota, Dinophyceae, Prorocentrales, Prorocentraceae.